GGAUACAGAAAUAAACGAAAAGACAAGCUAUUAGCAUUGAUAUAGUCCACUAGAAAUAUUUUAUUGUCGCUCUUACUCACUUUUAGGAAUUUUCACUACAUGUAAUGAAUGUGUAGUGGACAUGUAGUGGGAUGUAGUGGGGUGUAGUGGACAUGUAGUGGGAUGUAGUGGACUUGUAGUGGGGUGUAGUGGAAAAUCUCUUGUAGUGUAAGUUAACUUGUAGUGUAGUGUAGUGUUGUUUUUUCCCCCUUGAAGGAAACCCAUAUAACAGAUCAUCGUCUAUUAGAAUUAACUGAUAGUGUAGCUCGAGAAUUUAAUGUUUGAUUUGGUUUUAGUACAUUACCUGAAAUAUGUCGUCUAAAUCCAAUUAUAAUCAAUUCUACACAACAUGAAGAUAAUUAUUCAGUAGAUUUUGAAAAUUUAAUACCAACAGGACGUAUAUUAAUUGAUUAUACUGAUCAUAAAUGUCUUCUUGAAAUGCAAAAUGAACCAACAUUAGAAAAAGAUGAAACAUUUAUAUCGCCCAUGGGGAAAUUUUAG
Messenger RNA from Didymodactylos carnosus, 540 nucleotides. Lineage: Eukaryota; Metazoa; Rotifera; Eurotatoria; Philodinida; Philodinidae. The record is from the annotation of a GenBank genome assembly.